This is a messenger RNA of Alexandromys fortis (reed vole), 1548 nucleotides long. It is a transcript of the gene Aipl1, whose product is annotated as aryl hydrocarbon receptor interacting protein like 1. The transcript has 9 exons. Bases 1 to 1548 code for a protein of 515 amino acids. The record is from RefSeq and is a predicted model, not a curated record. Lineage: Eukaryota; Metazoa; Chordata; Mammalia; Rodentia; Cricetidae. Gene Ontology annotation, molecular function: protein binding; peptidyl-prolyl cis-trans isomerase activity.
AUGUGGAUGCCAGAAAGACGACCAUGCGUCACGGUCAGCCCCUGCCUCGACUGCAAGGGGGCAAAUUGUCUUUCCAUCCCAGCCUUCUUCACGGAGGCUCAACGGAGAGCCACAGAGGUCACCGAUCCUCGGCGCUUAUGCAGGGCACCAUUAGCAAGCGACUCUUUCAUAAAUUCGCGCUCCUCUGAGGAGCAGACCCUGGCCAUCUUUCCAAGGCCUCGGAUCCGAUGGGAGCUGGCCGUGAGAACCCCUCCCCAAGCCCUCGUGAGACCCCCUCCCCAAGCCCUCAAUGUCCCCGCACUCACCUCCCUGCCUGAUAGCCGGGAUCCGAAGACCAACACCCGCUCCUCGCCCACUGCACUCGAUUUGAAACUCCGCGCGGCCCCACCCCGGCCGGGUACUCGCUGCUCAUUGGCCCUAUCAGCUUUCCGCCGCCACCGCCCCUGGAUUCCGAUUGGGUUUGGCGUGGCUACCCUCUUCCAUGUCCAUCGCACGCCCAGACCCUCCCCAGAGCCUGAGGUCAGGCUUCUCUGCGGGAUGCUGCGGGGUCGCGGGACACGCAUGGACGUCUCUCUGCUCCUCAACGUGGAGGGUGUUAAGAAGACCAUUCUGCAUGGGGGAGUGGGAGAACUCCCUAACUUCAUCUCUGGCUCCCGGGUGACGUUUCAUUUCCGAACCACGAAGUGUGACGAGGAGCACACGGUGAUAGAUGACAGCAGGCAGGUGGGCCAGCCCAUGAGCAUCAUCCUCGGCAACAUGUUCAAGCUGGAGGUGUGGGAGACGCUGCUGACGUCCAUGCGGCUCGGGGAAGUGGCCGAGUUCUGGUGCGACACCAUUCACACAGGAGUCUACCCUAUGUUGUCUCGCAGUCUACGGCAGGUGGCUGAGGGCAAGGACCCCACCGGCUGGCACGUGCACACGUGCGGGUUGGCCAACAUGUUCGCAUAUCAUACUCUGGGCUACGAGGACCUGGAUGAACUGCAGAAGGAGCCGCAGCCGCUCAUCUUCCUGAUUGAGCUGCUGCAGGUGGAGGCCCCGAGCGAGUACCAGAGGGAGACAUGGAAUCUGAACAAUGAAGAGAGGAUGCAGGCCGUGCCUCUCCUUCACGGGGAAGGCAACAGGCUCUACAAGCUGGGUCGCUACGAUCAGGCUGCCACCAAGUACCAGGAGGCCAUCGUGUGCCUGAGGAAUCUUCAGACUAAGGAGAAGCCCUGGGAGGUGGAGUGGCUGAAGUUGGAGAAGAUGAUCAACACCUUGAUCCUCAACUACUGCCAGUGUCUGCUGAAGAAGGAGGAGUACUACGAAGUGUUGGAGCAUACUAGCGACAUCCUGCGCCAUCACCCAGGGAUCGUGAAGGCCUACUAUGUGCGCGCACGUGCUCACGCAGAGGUGUGGAACGCUGAGGAGGCCAAGGCGGACCUCGAGAAAGUACUGGAGCUGGAGCCUUCCAUGCGCAAGGCGGUGCUCAGGGAACUGAGGCAGCUGGAGAAUCGUCUGUUGGACAAGCAGGAGGAGGAGCGGCAGCGCUGCCGGAAUAUGCUGGGCUAG